Molecule: messenger RNA, 714 nt
Organism: Tetrahymena thermophila SB210
Lineage: Eukaryota; Ciliophora; Oligohymenophorea; Hymenostomatida; Tetrahymenidae
Product: ribulose-phosphate 3-epimerase
Exons: 5
Biological process (GO): carbohydrate metabolic process; pentose-phosphate shunt, non-oxidative branch; pentose-phosphate shunt
Cellular component (GO): cytosol
Molecular function (GO): metal ion binding; D-ribulose-phosphate 3-epimerase activity
Source: RefSeq, a predicted model, not a curated record
AUGUCUGAAAAACAAUUAUAGGCUAUUAUAGCUCCUUCAAUUUUAUCAGCUGAUCUUUCAAGCCUUGCUGAUGAAUGUUAAAAGCUUAAUGACUAAGGCGCAGAUUGGUUACAUAUUGAUGUCAUGGAUGGCCACUUUGUCCCAAACUUCACUUUUGGUUAAACUGUUGUUAAGUGCCUCAGAAAGAAAGUCAAAGGAUUUUUUGAUUGCCAUUUAAUGAUUUCUGAACCCUAAAAAUGGGUUAAAGAUUUCCAUAAUGCAGGAGCAGAUCAAUAUACAUUCCAUUACGAAGCUGUUGAAAAUCAAGAGUAGCUCUGCAAAGAAAUCAAGGAAACUGGAAUGAGGGUAGGAAUUGCUAUUAAACCAAAAACUUAAAUCGAAGAUAAACUUUUACAACUUAUUGAUAGUAAUUUAGUUGACAUGGUUUUAAUUAUGACAGUAGAACCUGGUUUUGGUGGAUAAAAGUUUAUGUAAGACAUGAUGUAAAAAGUUGAGCUUUUAAGAAGAAAAUAUCCUAAGCUAGAUAUUUAGGUUGAUGGAGGUAUAGUAUGUGAAAACAUCGAUAUAGUUGCUAAAGCUGGAGCAAAUGUUAUUGUCUCAGGUUCAGGUAUAGUAAAUCAUGCUGAUCCUAAAAAAGCUAUGGCUUUUAUGAAAGAAAGAGUUUAGUUUUUUAUUUCUGACAAUGAAAAUCAAAUUUAAUAGUAAAAGGAUUGA